AUGCAGCAGGCCGAGAAGUUCAAGACACUCGGCAUCAAGCCUCCCAAGGGAUGUCUCAUGUACGGCCCUCCGGGAACCGGAAAGACGCUGCUUGCCCGUGCUUGUGCUGCUCAGACAAACGCCUGUUAUCUCAAGCUUGCCGGUCCGUCGCUUGUGCAGAUGUACAUCGGUGACGGUGCCAAGCUUGUUCGUGAUGCCUUCGAGCUUGCCAAGCAGAAGGCUCCUGCCAUCAUCUUCAUCGAUGAGCUGGAUGCAGUUGGAACCAAGCGUUUCGACAGCAACAAAGCUGGUGACCGUGAAGUCCAGCGUACCAUGCUUGAGCUGCUCAACCAGCUCGACGGCUUUUCAAGUGACGAGCGUAUCAAGGUCAUCGCUGCCACUAACCGUAUCGACAUUCUUGACCCGGCCCUGCUCCGAUCUGGUCGAUUGGACCGCAAGAUCGAAUUCCCUCUCCCCAACGAGUCCGCGCGUGAACGCAUUCUCCAGAUUCACGCUCGUAAGCUGAACCACAAGGGAGUCAACUUCGAGGAGCUCGCCCGAUCAACCGAAGACAUGAACGGUGCCCAGCUCAAGGCCGUGUGUGUCGAGGCUGGAAUGAACGCGACCCAGCUCUCGCAUGAGCACUUCAUGGGCGGUAUCCUCGAGGUUCAGGCCCGCAAGGCCAAGGAGCACCACGGCCAGGAGGUGUCGUAUUAUGUUUCCCUCGAUGGUGAGUUCACAAACGCUAAAGAACGCCGACGGUUCCGACAUCUGUCUCCUCACGCCCAUCUCGCCAGCCCACUUCAUGCUGACGUUGCAGACAGCAUUCCGCCCGGGCGCAUCGAGCACACUUCACUGCCCUCUGGUCUGCACCAGCGCGAUCAGGACCUCGUCACGUUUACACACUGCGGACUUCCGGGAGCAGGGCUUUUCCGGUCAAGAGCUCAAGAGUCGGGUCGAGGAAGGCGGAUGGGAACCUUGGGUGUCGUACUGGCAACCGGCACCGACGUCUUUGAACUCGAGGGUCCUCUGGAGGAUCUCUACGAUCGUCUCGAGGGUGUCAGCGACCCCUUCGAGGAUGACGGAACAGACAAGGCGGCUGUCAAAGCCCUCUUGGACGAAGUGUGGGCGAAUUCGAAGGCGAAGAACCGGGAGGCUCCAGAACCCCAGAGCGCCAAAACGCUUGCGGGCAUGCUUAGCAAACGCAUACGCCACCCGAUCACAUACAUGCCCGCUCUGCUUGGCAUGAUGGGCCCAGAGCUCAUCACGGUCUACAAGGCAUCGCUGGCCGGCCAGCGUAUAUCUCACACUGACGCUUACGACAUGUUCAUUGACAUGUCGGACGUGCUGUCCGUGCUAGGCGACAUCGACGUGCGCUCACUGGACAAGUUCCAGUCUCCGCCUCCCAUUCUGCAGUGCCAGCCUGAAGUUGGCAAGAAACCAAGCACUCGGGUUGUGACUUACUCGUUCGCUGAUUUGGGAUUGUACCGAAGCUUGGUGCUGCUCGAUCAGAGUCCGCGCGGUGUGAGAGCCACCACAGUCGGUUUCACGGCCACGAACCGCUCAGGGGGCAUGUGGCUCGUCGUGUUCGAGCUCCUCGAAAGCAUGUGGCAUCUGUGCGUCGGGGUCUGUGACUUUGCCUUAGGCCGGGGCCGCGUCGGGAUCCAGCUCGAAGACUCGGAGGACGCGCGCCUGCUGCGCGACGCGGACGUGCACUCUCUGCUUGACAACUAUGACGACGAGGACGACAUCGCCAUGUCGACCGAGCCCGAUGACGGCUCCAUCCCCGACGACACGGCCCGCCGCGGACGGCUCAUCCUCGACCAAUUCCACCACAACGCCUACCACUUGUACGCCCGUCUCAUAUCCGUCAGCGCGGGGUCCUGGGAGCUGACGCCUGCCCAGUUGAAAGAGCUGACUGGGCGCUGGACGGGAGGCAAUGAGGAGGAGAGACAAUGGCUUGCCUUGGCCAGGAACUGGAAUGUGGAGCCAGCCAUAGGCUCGGAGAACACGGAGGGCGGCGCCAGCGUGUCGGAGCAGUGA
Trichosporon asahii var. asahii CBS 2479 is the source of this 2022-nucleotide messenger RNA. Its product is annotated as endopeptidase. The transcript has 7 exons. Gene Ontology annotation, biological process: proteasome-mediated ubiquitin-dependent protein catabolic process. Gene Ontology annotation, cellular component: proteasome regulatory particle, base subcomplex. The coding region runs from base 1 to 2022 and encodes 673 amino acids. The record is from RefSeq and is a predicted model, not a curated record. NCBI's taxonomy places the organism in Eukaryota, Fungi, Basidiomycota, Tremellomycetes, Trichosporonales, Trichosporonaceae. Gene Ontology annotation, molecular function: proteasome-activating activity; ATP hydrolysis activity; ATP binding.